CAAAAUCAAUCAAUUGGACAUUCCUCUUCCUCUUUCUCUGAAAAUUUCCAACUACCCAAGAACCCUAUUUGUGUGGAUUUCAUGGAGAAUUCGGUUGCAGAACGCAAGACUGCCGAGGUUAGUGAUUCCAUUGAACAACCCGUCCGGCGUCGACUUGUUCAGUCAACACUGUUCCCAGAUAGAUUUCCAUGUGUUCGAGUUAAAGAAGAAAAUGGAGAAGAUAAAGCAGUAGAGGAGGAGGACGACGCCGACGAAGGAGAGGAGUGUCGUGGCAGUGCGAGCAUGAGUAAGAGUAAGAGAAAAAGGAAAGCUAAGGCCCAGCAAAAAGCUGAUACCAAGGAUCCUGUUACAGGCAACGAGACACUAAGCCAAAGAACAGAAAACAGAAGAUCUCCUGUUACUUUUGGUAAGAGAAGCCCUCAACAAUCAAAGAAGAAGCCAAAGCAGGCUAAUACUACGCCUAGUAAAAGCCCAAAAUCUGGUGGCCUGAAGGGGGCAUGUCAUAUUCGUUCACUAACAAUUACGAAGUCGGAUGCUGAAGAAGACAAAGAUAUCCAUAGUGAGGAUAUGUCACAACCAGUUACUGACUUACGGUUAGAGGCAAAAAUAACAGCAGAGGAAAAUGCACGACUGUUUGCUGGAAAGCAAACACAUCCAUUUUUCUCUUUAUGGAAAGCAGGUAAGAAAGUUCAGGAGACUCUGGAGACAACUAUUGUGGACAAUAAGGGUUGCUCACUUCUGAAUGAGGAUGAAAGCACUUGUGGCCCUAUUCAUGUAUUUGAGGUGCUGCAGGAGGAGCAUGUCUUUCUUGACUGGAGAAAUUGGGUAUUUCAUGACGGAACCUCGCUUCAUUCUACUUUUGCUUCAGAAAAUUCACGCUCUCCGGUCUUUGAAGGCUCUGUUCAUCCUUUGAAAUUUGAAAACUUUCUCACCAUGUCUAAUCCCCUUGAAGCAUCCUUAAUUCAGACUGAGGUGCCUUUGGAUCAAUCGCAUUCUCAAGUGGAAAUGUUGACCGCAGUGUCACCAACAGCAUUUUCCUUGUCAUCUGAUAUGGAAACGGCACAAAAUUACUUAGAAAUGGUCCAUGAAAGAGAUAGAGUUGGUUUCUUCUCUGGAAAUACUAGUUGCGCAUGUAAUUCAGAUCUGAAGUCACAGGACAGGAUUAAGCCAUAUUAUCAUGAUUGUGCUAAUCUGCCUAUUGGCAGCUUGUGGACGAAUAAGUAUGAACCGGGAAAUGCCUUCCAGGUAUGUGGAAAUGAUGAAUCAGUAAGGUUUCUCAAUGAAUGGUUGGGGUCUUGGAAUGAGAGAUAUCUUAAAAAAAGUAAAAAGUCAACUGUUGAUGUUGAAUGUUCCAGUCAAGAUGGUGAAGAUGGCUGGUACCAAAUUGAUUCUGAUACUGAAAACAUGGAUGAAGGACAUAGCCUCAAGAAUGUUCUCUUGGUUACUGGACCAGUUGGGAGUGGGAAAUCUUCUGCCAUCUAUGCUUGUGCAAGGGAGCAAGGGUUUGAAGUAAUUGAGGUCAGUGCUUCUGAUUGGCGAAAUGGAACUGUUUUGAAGGAGAAGUUCAGAGAGGCAGUUGAAUCUCAUCGGUUUAAAUGGACAAAAAGGAAUCCCACACGCUUAUGGAAGAAACCUACACCUGAACUUCUGACAAACCAGCAAAUUAGUAAAAUGGUCCAUGAGAUCCACAAUGAGGUGAUUGAGCUCACCUCCUCUACUGACGAGGAGGUAUCAGCAGACACAAAGGAAGGGUCUGGAAAUGUUUUUAAGCAAAAUGGAACUGCCUGUGGAGAAGGUGCAAAGAAAACUCUUAUUCUCUUUGAGGAUGUGGAUAUAAUUUUUUAUGACGACCGCGGUUUUAUUGCUGCUAUACAACAGUUUGCUAGAACAGCAAGGUGUCCGAUAAUACUCACAAGCAAUUGUGAGGAUCCACUUCUGCCAGAUAAUUUGGACAGGCUUGAAGUGUGUUUCACAGUUCCAUCUCUGAAAGAACUUGUUUCUCAUAUAUACAUGGUCUGUGCUGCAGAAAAAGUUGAUAUUCAACCAAAGUUGAUAGAGCGAAUUGUUGAAUGUUGUCAUGGUGAUAUUCGGAAAACCAUUAUGCUUCUCCAGUUCUGGUGUCAGGAUGGACAAUAUCAAGACAAAAACAUGCACUAUCUGUAUGGUCCACUGCAGUUUGAUAUUGAAGCAGGGCAUUGGAUUUUACCAAAGGUAAUCCCUUGGGGUUUCCCUUCUCAAUUAUCAGAUCUAGUGGAGAAGGAGAUAACCAAGUCUUUGUCCAUGGUGCAAGAAAAUGCCAGCUUAAUGGAGCCACUGGAAAAAGAGUUCAACUCUAAGGAAACACAGGAUGCCACGGAAAUGGGUAACACUGAAACAGAGAGUAUUAUGGCAAAGAAGGAAUCCAUGUUAAGUAGAAAUUGUUCCAUUCAUGAGGGCAAUCAAUUUUCAGCUCAAUUAGAUGAUGUUUAUGAUUUACCUGAUUUGUCAGGCUCCCCAGUUGCAUCCACUCAGAAAACUUCGAAACGUCGAAUGCAUACGGUUGUCUAUUCAGACUCUGAGGAUGAGUUAUCUAGUGGAAAUCCUCCUGUUAAAUUGAAAAAUCUGUCUGGGUAUCAGAGCAAUGAUUUAUUGUCAGGUAUGUCUGUCCAGUCAAUUUGUCCAGAGGUGGGAACUCAGGACUUGGACCAAUCUGCUGACCCACAACAUCAUACUGAAAGGGCAAAAUCGGAGGGAAAUCAUUAUAAAUGUUUUGACACAGAAAGUGAUCAGCACAUCAAUGAGAGAGAGAAAUGGAUAGAUAUUUCAUGUGUACCAGAAUCAUCAUUUGUUCCUGAAACUGAAAUUAGUUAUGGAGCGCCAUUUCUGUCUAGGACAGUAUCCUGUGACCAUGUUGCUGUUACUGUGGAAACAGUUUCUAUGAGUUGUAAUGAGUCAAUGCAAAGAAUGUCUCUGAUGGAGGUUGACAACAUAGAGAAAACUAUGCCAGAAUUCCGAAAUAAUUCAGACUACAGAUCAGGAAAUACCUUUAAUAUCGAUGCAGAACUAGUUAAUGGAGAUGACGAGGUUGGGGAUUCACAAAAUGAACAUUCGAAGCCUGUAACCAGAGGAUAUCAAGUGAUGGAUGAAUGUAGUCGUAUUAAUUUCCACAAUUGUUCCCCUGUUGAGAAUCCUUGGGGCACAGUGGAAGGUUAUUCAGUUCAGGAAACAUGGAAAAAAUUACGUCUCUGCCGCGUAGAUCUGAAAUCAUAUAUCACCCCUCAACAGAGGGAUGCUUAUCAGAUGGUGAGACUUACUUCUCGAAUGACCCAUCUGAUCUCGGAUACUGAUUUGAUGCUCAGUUGCUGUCAGCUGCUUAUUAGUGACUCCUUGGAAGCAUCAAUGGUUCCUUGUGUUGAACCGGAUUCAUUCUGCUGGUACCAUGAUCAAGUUGAGAUAGCAUCAACAACUGCACAACAUGGUCUUUGCUUUUAUGGAAAGGAAUCUGCUGCAAAGGCAUUGAAUUUAGGUUCCAGAAACAGAGUGGAUUUGGCCUGGGAGAUGUUGACUUCCACAACUAAUACAACAGCCAUGGGAAAGCUGAUCACCCAAGAUAUGAAUACAAGUCAUACUUCAUGUGGCAGACGUUGCUUGGAUAUCAAACUACCAAGAAGUGGGAUUUCAAUGGACAGCUUAGUAUCACGUCUUUAUGGUACAAAUCAGUCUAUAGUUCCGCCAAAAUCUUAUUUCGCAUUGAUGGGAGCUGCUACCCAUGAGUAUAUAUUUACAUUGGGCCAAAUUUCAAGGUCAGAAACUUCUCGUUUGUCAGAAAACUCUGAGAAGACAGAACGACAGCGCAGGUAUUCUCAACGACACAGAGCACAGGCUGCUCAGCACUACUUGAAUUCUGGUGCACUUAUGCUGUCUGAAGAAGAUCUGGUUUUGCUGGCUCAACAAGGCUGCUAUGGUAAGGUAACGUCAGAAUCAAUGGGGAUUGAUACAUAGACCAGAUGUUCCAGGAAGAUGGAGGGUUGCGUCAGGUUUUCAUCUUGCUGAUGGCUCAUUGAACUGCUGGGCACUGGUCUUGAUAGCAUACCAAAAUUUGUAGAUGAAAUGCUUUUCAAAGAAAGGUUGGAGGAAUGGGAUCAACUGGCACUUGUGCUGUAAACCUGAAGUAGGGACUUUUCCUGGGAUUCCCUCUUGGCAAUGAUUGUGGAUGAACGACAAGAUAAUGUAUCUCUCAUGAGGAGAUUUCUGAGGCGUUUUUUGAAGGCUCAGCCGUCCCUUGUAACAAGAAUUAUCAUAAAUCCAUUUAAAUAUAAUUUAUUAUAUAAUGUUCUGUUGCCUUGUUUUUCUUAAGCUCACAAAAAAAGAAAAAUUUGUAUAGUUUCAGUCUAUAAGAAUGAAAAUAGCUAUUAAUUGUUGCUCUUAAUGAAUUUAAUCAUGUUGGAUGCAGGAGCUGACUUCAUCCAA
Messenger RNA from Telopea speciosissima, 4449 nucleotides. RefSeq lists its product as uncharacterized. Gene Ontology annotation, molecular function: ATP hydrolysis activity; ATP binding; chromatin binding. The record is from RefSeq and is a predicted model, not a curated record. The transcript has 18 exons. Lineage: Eukaryota; Viridiplantae; Streptophyta; Magnoliopsida; Proteales; Proteaceae. Gene Ontology annotation, biological process: DNA repair; mitotic DNA replication checkpoint signaling; DNA damage checkpoint signaling. Bases 82 to 3981 code for a protein of 1299 amino acids.